AUCACAAAAAAACUUGCUGGUGGAAUUGCAGAGACGGCUACGUGGAUGACAAACGUCACCAACGAGUAUGGCCAAGUUCUGAACUGUGUGCUAACCACAGGUGAAGGAGCAGGUUUAGAGGAGCUAUGCCAAGGCAUUGUCUUGCGUUUUCAGAAUGCUGGGGAGCCAGAGCCAGAAAUCAUUUAUGUUGACAGAGACUGCUGUGGUGCAUCAGUUCUUGAGUGGUUUCGACCAUGGAAGACAAAAGUGAGACUGGACAUUUUUCACUUCAUGAGACGAUUCACAGCAGGUCUUACCACAGAGCAUCAUCCUCUUUAUGGCACUUUCUGCUCCAAGUUGUCCUGCUGCAUUUAUGAGUGGGAUCAAGAUGAUGUGAGUCACCUUAAAGAAGCCAAGAGGUCAGAGCUGAAGAAAAAGUAUGCUGGUCAUCUUCCCACAGAAGCACAAGUUUUGGCCAACAUUAGCUCCAGUGAGCUUGCUAAACAUUGCCGAAGAAGAACCAGAGGUGUAGAAGAAACCCGGAACCUCAUCCAGGGAUUAUUAGACUCCAUGUGGGGACUGACUGACACCUCAGGUUUACGCCUGAUCAACCCUGAGAGCAUGACACGUGUGUGGCAAGUGCAGCAGAAGCACCUACCUUGUAUCCAAGAUCCUCCUGGUGCUGAACUGUACACCAAACUGGGCUCAACACAAAAGGGAGACAAAGAAGUGCAAACCUUCAGAUGUGGCAGAGGGUCUUCUUCAGUUGAAAGCUUUCAUCGACAUCAGUGUACCUUUAUACCAGGGGAGCGCAUUGCUGUGGAGUAUCUUUUAGCUCAGUCAGACAGAGGAGACCUAUUAGGUCCCAAGCAGGACAGCGAACUGGGAGUUGUUUUGCCAGAGAUGCAAGCUGAAGUUCUGGAGGAGGAAAGUCCUGAUGUCACCAUCAGUGAGGUCACUGACAUCCUCAUCAACAGCCCUCUGAAGGUGCCACAGUAUGAUGACCAGUUGGAGAUGUCACCCCCUAAUACUCCUUUUCUCCAGGAAGGGUCAUCUUCCACUUCAUCUCAGGUAAUGUGA
Molecule: messenger RNA, 1059 nt
Organism: Girardinichthys multiradiatus
Lineage: Eukaryota; Metazoa; Chordata; Actinopteri; Cyprinodontiformes; Goodeidae
Exons: 3
Coding region: 46-1059 (337 amino acids)
Source: RefSeq, a predicted model, not a curated record